UGCGAGACCUAAACGUCUAGUGAUUUAAAUCGUGAAUCAAUUGAAGUGAUAAUCAGAUCCAUAGCACUGGAAGAAUGGAGUCGAUGGACACCGGGUUCGACGAUCUGCUCCAUCGGGCGGAACAGUUGACGGCAGAGAUCGACGGCGAGUCAGAACUGCCACGAAUUGAGCGCAAUCUUCGGCAACUUCUGGACGCCGGGGAACAGCUCUGGUCGCGAACCAGCGCUUCGGCCAGUCGUCAGACCAAUGAUGUCAGGGCUUCAGUGCUCUUGGGAUCCAAAGGCUAUGAUCUCCAGAAAGUGAGCCAACAGUUGGACUCUUUGAGCUCAACCAAGAAGUUGACGCCAAUUGAGUCGAUCGCCGAAACAGACAUCAAAGGCUUCCUGAAGAGCGAGAGAGAGAACGCUAUCAUCAGAAUCAUUGACGACAUCCGGAAGUCGACCAUCGAAAGGGCAGACAAGCUAUACAUGGAUUCACUUCAGCGCCAAUGGGAAGAAGAGAAGUUCAAAAUAUUGAACGCUUUGGUCGGACCUGAAGAAGACAUGUCUGACUUUACCUCCAGUUUCGACAUCACGAGUAUUCGGCCGCAAACCAUGUCUCCUGUGGUGACCCCCAGAACCCGCCUUUACUUCGAGCCAACGCUAAUCGACACGUCGGCCAUCACUGCCAUGAAUGGCACUGAAAUGGCUUUCGCCAAAGAAGUGAUCAAAUAUGUGGAUAAAGUGGUCUUCGGAACCGUUCGCUCAAACAUUUCCAACACUUUCUUCACGAAAGUAGCAAAAGAAACGAUCGGUGAGUCACUUAUGAUUGAUAUGUGGGAAAUGGUGUCCACUUUGAUCUCCAAUGAAAUACCCGUUUCUGUGGACUGCGAGCCACUGGUCAAUAGAAGUGAUCCCAAAGUGAAUGCAUUUCUCAUCAGACAAUCGAAACUAUUUCUCGAGAGAAAGUUUGUUCAAUCGAUUCAAUCAGUGGUCAACCCAUCCGUGGUAUCCACUCUUACACCCAGUCCUUCAGUCUUAUAUAAACUCAUCAAAGAUUAUCUCAUUAUUAAAACACCAUUUUUGACAAACUCUUCACUUAAUGUGUCGUUUGGUUCGAGCAAUAUAUCCAACAAUUCUGAGGACGGAUUAGUGGAUGGGAUCCCCAUUUGGUGCUUCAUUUGGUACUGUCUUAGGGCUGGAAGUGUUGAGGCGGCCAUAGAAGUGGCUCAAAAGGGCCCGAUUUGGGUCAUCAAUGAGUUUAUUAAUGUUUUGCGAGAAUACAAGCAAAGCGAAGAUAAACGUCUGAAUCAAAAGACCGAAAAUCAGAUAAAAUUGUUGUAUAAAAAGACAAUUCGGUUGAGUAAUGAUGUCUAUAAGAAAACAGUGUUUUCAAUGCUGGGCUCUUGUGGCGUCUCUGAGUUUCCCUCCGAUGUGAUGGACAAAGUGGACGAUUUCUUAUGGCUUCGAUUGAGUCAAAUCCAGAGUUAUGAUAAGGACUCGGAGGCCAGUGAGUUGUCAUUCAUGUCGUCGUCCUCACCACAGCUCUCAUCAGAUAAAUUGACUUAUAGUCGACUCAAACAACAAAUUAGUGAAGAAUACGGCGAAUCCUAUUUCAACGCCAAAGACCAGCCAUUUAUGUAUUUCAAGGCAUUAUUCCUCACCAAUCAAUUGGAAGCGGCCAUUGAAUUCCUCUUCAGAAUCGACGCCUACAGGAGUCACGCCAUUCAUAUCGCGAUAGCACUGAACGAAAUGAAUUUAUUGAUCAUUCCUUUGCUUCACCUAAAAGUGCCGCUUAUCUCAAAACAAGCCACCGAUCCAUCGGGUGUCCAACGAUUGAAUUUCGCGAAACUCAUGACAAUAUAUACGCGAAAAUUUGAGGAAAACAAUUCAAUUGAAGCCAUUUAUUACUUCUAUUUGUUGCGCAACAUUAAGACCGCAUCCGGUGAGAACCUGUUCACCACAUGUGUGUCCAAACUGGUCAGGGAUACCAAGAACUACGACACUCUUCUCGGUUACAUUGGCGAAGACGGCUGUCGUAUUCCCGGCACUAUUGAUAAGUUCAAUAACGACGUGAACGCUAUCAUCGAUCAGGUGGCCACUGAUCUGGAAGAGGGCGGCGCUUUCGAGGACGCCGUCAAACUCUAUGACUUGGGAUCAAAGCAUAACAAUGUUCUGCAACUUCUCAACAAAAUGCUCAGUCCUUUAGUACCCGAACGCAAAGUCGUCGACUCCAAGAGGACUCGAUUAGAGACAUUGGCCUUAAAAUUGGCCGAAAGAUAUUGCAGUCAAGAGAACAACGCAUCUCCAGAAGUGUCGCAAACAUUUUAUCUGUUGAUCGAUUUGAUGACUUUCUUUGAUUACUUCCAUAACCAACAGUAUAACGACGCUCUCGAUACUAUAAUGAAAUUAAAGAUAAUUCCGUUGAGAAGCGCUGACAUCGAUAUGAAAGUGAAUCAAUUCAAUAGAUAUUCAGAAGAGAUCCGAAGGAAUAUUGCGGACAUACUGUUGGCCACAAUGAAUAUAUUGUACUCACAAUACAAACAAAUCAAGUCUUCAACUCCGCAAACUACUAAUAAGUUUGGAAUCAUUGGUGAUCUCGACAAUAAGGAACAGAUUUGUGUGGAGUUGAGGGCAAAGGCGAGGGCUAUCAUAACGUACGCGGGAAUGAUUCCCUACCGAAUGCCCGGCGAUUCCAACGCUAGACUCGUUCAGUUGGAAGUGUUGAUGAAUUGAAUGUCUGCUCUAAUAUUGUAUCUGUGAAUAAAUAUCUUAACAUUUGAUAAUAAAUAUAUUUCAAAACCCAUUUUAAAA
This is a messenger RNA of Oppiella nova, 2792 nucleotides long. The record is from the annotation of a GenBank genome assembly. NCBI's taxonomy places the organism in Eukaryota, Metazoa, Arthropoda, Arachnida, Sarcoptiformes, Oppiidae.